CAGUUGCGCCCACUGCCUUGCCUCAGCCCUGGCUAAUCGCCCCAGCCUCAGCCCCUCUUGUCCAUGUGCCCCGCCCCCCUGAUCCAGGUCCGGCACUUCACGUGUGGUCUUGCAUCCACAUCACCUUCUCGACACGCACAGCCUGAGGUUCCCCCAAAGGAUCCUGGGUCCCUCCCACCAUGCCCUGUGCUCACAAUCACGCCCGGGCUAGGACAGCCCCCUCUCCCCUUCCCACUCUCCAACAGAUGCUAUGCACCCUAUCCCAGUGCCUUGUAUCAGUGCCCCCUCAACCUCCGCCUCCUCUCUACACUGCCCACCAUGCACCCCUCAUGCUUGCACAUUGAAUGGCCUGGUGCAUGGCACCACAGUGUUGGUUGCGUCGAAGAAGGUCAGCCCAGGUUGACUAGAUGAGAGCCCAGAGUAUAAUGGAGAGUCCCAGAGUAUCGAUGGCUCGUUUGUGUUGAACAACGGCAGCCAAGACCGGUGCCACGUCCAAUAACUCGUGACACCACUUGGG
Molecule: messenger RNA, 517 nt
Organism: Laetiporus sulphureus 93-53
Lineage: Eukaryota; Fungi; Basidiomycota; Agaricomycetes; Polyporales; Laetiporaceae
Exons: 1
Source: RefSeq, a predicted model, not a curated record